AUGGAUAAAGUGAAAAGAUAUACAAAGGACACGAAGAUAGGAGAGGGAACCUAUGCUGUAAUUUACAUGGGAAAGGAGUAUCUUGUAAACCCAGCAGACGCCUCUUCGGAUAUCAUCACAGAGACCCCUCCAUAUAAUGCGCUUCCAGGACGGCAGAUAGCCAUAAAGCGAGUCAAAAAAGAUGCGGCGCGGCUAGAUAUUGACAUGUCAACGCUAAGGGAGAUAAAGUACCUAAACUAUCUGAAAUCAGAUUACAUAAUCAAUCUAUACGAUACGAUUAUUCAGGAUAAACGCAUUCAUUUGAUUCUUCCAUACAUGGACAGCAAUUUGGAGGUUAUAAUACGCAGCAAAAAGCUCAUAUUCAUGCCGCAGGACGUCAAGUCCUGGAUGCUGAUGAUCUGCAAGGGUCUGCACGAGUGCCAUUCGCGGUUUAUUGUUCACCGAGAUAUAAAGCCCAAUAACAUACUUGUUAAUAGGAAUGGAGAGCUGAAGCUUGCCGAUUUUGGGCUGUCUGUUGACCUUGGGCUUCCGGUACGCAUGCUAACUCCGCAUGUGGUAACACGGUGGUACAAGUCCCCUGAAAUACUUCUGGGAUGCACCAACUACACAUUUGCCAUAGAUAUCUGGGCUCUUGGAUGUCUAUUUGCAGAGCUACUCCAGCGCAGCCCGUACCUUCCAGGGCGGUCGGAUUUGCACCAGCUAGAGCUAAUAUAUUCAACAGUUGGCACGCCCACCAUAGAAGAGUGGGAGAGCAUAGGGCACAACAAAGAUGGGCUGAAAAUGCCAUCCCAUGUGCCUAGGUGCAAUUUCGCAUCUUGCUUUGGAGCUGCAGGGCCCGAUGCAAUUGAUUUGCUGAACAAGAUGCUGGUGUAUGAUCCCACCAAGAGAAUUACUAUUUUGGAGAUUUUAAAUCAUCCAUAUUUCACGAAUUCUCCUGCACCCACGCCGCCGCAUCUACUUCCAUUUGACUCUCUUACGCCAGCAGAGUAG
Molecule: messenger RNA, 990 nt
Organism: Nematocida ausubeli
Lineage: Eukaryota; Fungi; Microsporidia
Exons: 1
Coding region: 1-990 (329 amino acids)
Biological process (GO): protein phosphorylation; positive regulation of transcription by RNA polymerase II
Cellular component (GO): transcription factor TFIIK complex; nucleus; cytoplasm
Molecular function (GO): cyclin-dependent protein serine/threonine kinase activity; ATP binding; RNA polymerase II CTD heptapeptide repeat kinase activity
Source: RefSeq, a predicted model, not a curated record